Molecule: messenger RNA, 1633 nt
Organism: Electrophorus electricus (electric eel)
Lineage: Eukaryota; Metazoa; Chordata; Actinopteri; Gymnotiformes; Gymnotidae
Source: RefSeq, a predicted model, not a curated record
UGCAUUUUUCUCCAAGGUAGAGAAAAACAUCUUAGCCAUGACCACCUUCAUAUCAUCAUGCUGUGCUGAUUAGAUCUUCACCCACCCUGUUGGCCUUUUCAACCUCUUUUUGCAACCCGUAGCACUUUCAUUCAAGGCAGAGACAAAGCCAAGUGUAACGAGCUGCUCCCAACCGUGUCUGAUGGACAGACGCAGGAGUCUUGAGUCACUGGAAGAGCAAUUACGCUGCCCUGUAUGCCUAGAGCUCUUCUCCGAGCCCCUCAUGCUUGGAUGCGGCCACUCGUACUGCCGCAGCUGUGUGCGCUCCAUGGACGAGGCUGGAGCAUUGGGCCAGCUCCAGUGCCCUGUGUGCCGCUGCGAUGUGGAUACUGACAGCCCCCCGCCCAAUGUGGCGCUGGCACACAUCGUGGACACCCUCCGGGAGAUCAGCGCACCAGGUCACGGCCCACCAGAGGCAUGCGAUCAGCACCACAACCCCCUGAGCCUGUAUUGUGAGGAUGAUCGAGCGCUGAUCUGCGGUCUUUGUGGGAGCAUCGGGGGCCAUCGCACGCACAAGGUCACUCCCAUCAGCAGUGUCUACAGUCGAAUGAAGGAAGACAUUUCAAGUCUGAUGACGGAGUUUCAGACUCAGAAGAGGAAACUCGAAGAGCAGCUUUGUAAAAUGGCUUACAACAAGUCUCGCAUUACCAACGAGACAGACGUGCUGAAGUGGGUGGUGCGGAAGGAGUUUGGGGAGCUGCGACGCUGUGUGGAGCUCGAGGAGGCCAGCUUCAUGCAGAAGGUGGAGAGCACUGCCUCAGCCCUCAUCUCCUCCAUCCAGACCCAGGCCGACCACAUGGGCCAACUGUUGACCAAGUUCCAGGAGGCUGAAGGCACGCUGGAGGCUCUGAGCAACGAAGGCCAUCUGGACUUCAUCACUAAAUAUGGAUCCAUUGCUCCAAGGUUUCGAGAGAGCCAGCAAAUGGAGAAGAGGAAGGAGAGGACUUACAGCUCCAUCACCUUUAACCCAGGCUUCAACCACAGUGACAUCAAACUCACGGUGUGGAAACGAUUACACAGGAGGGUUUUACCAGCUGCCGAAUGUCUCAAAUUUGACCCACUCACAGCCCACCCAAUGCUUCAGUUCAACCAAGACCACACGAGUGUGGAGUGCGGCGUGCUCGUCAACCGCUUACCCAACAACCCCGAACGCUUCAGCUACAGUUACUGUGUGUUAGCCAGCCGUGGCUUCUCCGCGGGCAAGCACUACUGGGAAGUUCAGGUGGGCGAAAAGCCCAAAUGGCGGAUCGGAAUAAUCAAAGGAACCACGUGCCGCAAAAGCAAAAUCGCCAAGAGCCCCGAGGGCGGAGUAUGGCUGCUCGGCCUGAAGGAGGGCCGACUCUACGAGGCUUUUGCUAGCCCUCGCGUCCCGCUGCCUCUUGUGAGUCAGCCGCACCGCCUAGGCCUCUUCUUGGACUAUGAGAGGGGCAAGCUGACGUUCUAUAAUGCAGAUAGCCCAGACGAGCUGGGAUUCAUAUACUCCUAUCAGGCCGAACUGCAGGGUAAAGUCUACCCACUGUUUGACGUGUGUUGGCACGAGCGCAGUGCAAACAAGCUGCCAAUUUCCCUGCCCCAACCACUCUCUGAGGCCUGA